AUGUGUCAACCUUUGGUGUCUGACCGUUGGUCGGCAUUUCUGCCAUACACGUCGGAUCGUCGGUCGGUAAAGAAUCCCGACCAACUGUCAGUCGUUAAGUGGGCCGGCCCGCGCGGGGCGAAAAUAUUAGCGCCAACAUUUUGGCCCAACGGCGCGAAAACUUUCAUUGCCCCCACCACACCAAAAUCACCUCCGCGGCCGCCGCUUAUAGUGAACCCUAAAUCCCCAAAUCCAUCCACGAGUGCGGCUCUGAGCUCCGGCCAGCCUCUCCGCCGCAACAUCUUCCUGCCGCCCCACACGCUCAAGCUCUCCUGGCCGCUCGAAGUGUUGUCUCCGCUGCGGUGGAGCACCCAUCCGGCGAGCACGACCUGCCCCACGCGCUCCCAUCUGGUGGUCAACCGUGAGAUCUCCGUUCCCAAGCCAUCGCCAUUACUGCCCACAUCCAGCUGCAACCCGUGGGGAUUUUCGUAUUCGCACUACCUAGUGAGGAUUCUUGAUCCCAGCGACUCACGACUUUGUGGCGGCGGCGCAACAAUCCUUCUCCCUGGCCGUCAGUGUCCCACCACAGCAGUUGCAUUUUCUGCUGAUCCGAUAAUAAUCAAGUGUGCAACUAACAUGGAUAAAAGUUGGAUGAAUGCACCUAGGCAUACAGAGGAGUACAUACAAGGGCUAGCUAGAUUCUUGGGCUACGCAUUUGCUAAAUCAUCGGUCGAGAACAAAAUCUUAUGUCCUUGCAAAAACUGUGUGAACUCGUACUUGGAGAGAAGAAAGAAUAGUUCGUGA
Molecule: messenger RNA, 783 nt
Organism: Lolium perenne
Lineage: Eukaryota; Viridiplantae; Streptophyta; Magnoliopsida; Poales; Poaceae
Source: RefSeq, a predicted model, not a curated record